UCAUAAGGUUAGAGGUAGGUACCUAACACAAGGCAACCUUAGGCAAAUUCAUUUAAUAAUAACUCAGAUUUCCCUUUAUUCUGUUUUCAUGCUACCUGAGUAAUAUCUCGUCGUUUUUUUUGACGUCACACUUUUGUAGUAGUAGUUGUUGUUAUUAGAAUUCAAGCGACUAUAUUUAAGUUCAACUAACAAGAUGGUCUUCUUUCUUGACUACAUCCAACAUAAAAAGGACUGCAAGUUUAAGCAAAAUGAGCGUGCAGAGAGAAUUCGGGCGUUAACCAACUAUCGCGGCCCCUUUACUCCCCUAGACCGGAAUAUCAUCAACAAACCCAUUGAACAAUUAGUUGAAGAUGUACAUAAGGGUGAGCUUAAACCCCUUGACCUGCUCAACACAUAUGGCAAGGUUGCGCUCAAGGCACAUGAGAAGACAAACUGCCUCACCGAGAUUAUGAUCUCCGAUGCCGAACGGUGGAUUGAGGAUGGUUCCAUCAACAUGAAAGGUCCCCUGGCCGGUAUUCCGAUCAGUUUGAAAGACAGCAUUAACGUCGGCGGGUAUGAUUCGACUGUUGCUUUCAGCAGUUUCGUCGGCAACAAACCGUCUCAGGACGGCGCAACUGUUCGACUACUUAAGGAUGCCGGUGCUGUUCCCUACGUCAAAACCAACUUACCUAUCACGCUGCUCAGCUUUGAGUCCACUAACGACGUCUGGGGACGGUGUACCAAUCCGCAUAACAGCAAAUACUCUCCCGGGGGGUCAACUGGUGGCGAAGCAGCUUUGCUAGCACUGGGUGGACGAAUUGGGAUCGGAAGCGACGUUGCAGGCAGCGUUCGAGCCCCGGCCCAUUUCUCCGGUAUUUACAGUCUGCGAUGCUCAACUGGGCGAUGGCCGAAAGCGGGAUUUUCGACAAGCAUGCCUGGCCAGGAGGGCGUGCCAAGUGUGUACAGCCCUAUGACUAGGACCUUGAAUGAUCUGACGUAUUUCACUCAUGCGAUGAUCGGUAUGCAGCCGUGGAAGUACGACCACUCCGUUCACCCUAUGCCCUGGAGAUCUGAAGUGGAAGAAGAGUAUGCGACGAAAAACAAGUUCCGUGUAGGCGUGAUGAGGACAGAUGGUGUGGUUGACCCGAGUCCGGCAUGCGCGCGAGCACUAGAAAAGGUAGAGAUUGCCUUGAAAUUGGCCGGGCACGAAAUUGUCGAGGUAGACGUACCGUCACCAUACGAAGCCCUCCAGAUUGGUGCUUUCUUACUAAACGCUGACGGGUGCAAAACCUUCAAAAGCUUUUUCCGAUUUGGGGAAUGGAACGACCCCGGUGCUCACCAGAUGGAUUGGCUCAUGCGGCUUUCGCGCCCGUUCAAGUAUAUCUACUACCUAUGGGUUAAGUACGUCCGAAAAGACGACGUAUGGGCUGGCCUUGUCAAGGACUGGCAUGAGAAGACCGCGUUUGAACAGUGGCAAUUGGUUUCGAAGCGUGAGGCCUACAGAGGUAAAUUCUUCGAAUGGUGGAACAAUGCCGAUAUAGACUUCCUGAUAACGCCUCCCAAUGCGACGCCGGCUGUACCUCACGAUGGUAUGAAGGAAGCUGUCAGCAGCUGCGGAUACACGUUUUUGUUCAAUAUUGUUGACUAUACUUGUGGUAUCAUCCCAGUAACGCAUGUGGACAAGGAGCUCGACAAGCUGCCAUCUACCUUUAACAUCAAGAAACUGAAUGGAGUUGCUCAAGGCGCAUACAAGCUUUACGACGCCGAGGCGAUGCACGGAUUACCGGUUGGUGUCCAGGUUGUCGGACGCAGGUUAGAAGAGGAGAAAGUGCUUGCGAUUAUGAAGAGAGUCGAGGAUGCCCUCGGCGACGAAAAAUAUCAGCUGCUCGAGGUAGAUUAAUGGUUCGCGAUGGAGAUGUUGUUUUAGGUCUGGCGAUGAUGUUACAAGAUGCCAUGCCUGCAGCGGUUUCACAGCAAGAUUAUUAGUAAAUUACCUGAGCAAAAGUACACAGUGGAAUUUAACGAAUUACGAUUUAUUUGCCCAGAGUCUUCGCGGAAUUUAUAUGCGCAUCAUCCCUGGAUACGUUUGGAGCUGGGGGUGAACCAUUGUCUAAAGACUCCGAUCUCGGGCGACCUUACAGCCAUUUGGUACGAGUCCAGGUCCCGUAUAUAAGUCUCCCUUGAUACCAAAUAAAUGUGUACCUACCAUUA
Messenger RNA from Daldinia caldariorum, 2190 nucleotides. Its product is annotated as amidase signature enzyme. Lineage: Eukaryota; Fungi; Ascomycota; Sordariomycetes; Xylariales; Hypoxylaceae. Bases 194 to 1879 code for a protein of 561 amino acids. The record is from RefSeq and is a predicted model, not a curated record. The transcript is spliced from 3 exons.